Molecule: messenger RNA, 4959 nt
Organism: Lactuca sativa (garden lettuce)
Lineage: Eukaryota; Viridiplantae; Streptophyta; Magnoliopsida; Asterales; Asteraceae
Product: F-box protein At1g30200
Molecular function (GO): protein binding
Source: RefSeq, a predicted model, not a curated record
GAUCGGAGUGAAAGAUUUGAGCGGAGGAUGAUUAGGGGUACAAUGUCCGAUGAGCAAUUGAGCACACAUUCUAUUUCUAUCUUGUAAGAUGAGGAACCUCAAGAAAUCCCGAGACGGAGAUGCAGAUGAUUCGUCUUCAAUCAAUCGUUUACCAGAUGAAAUUAUCCUCCAAAUAAUAAACAAAAUUAUCGAUUUUAAAAGCCUCUGCGUUUGUUAUCUCGUUUCCAGACGUUUCUCCUCGAUUGUACUUCAAGUCGAUGCCAUUUCCUUCACAGCUCCUUGCAUAUACCUUAAUAUUCCCGAUAAGAACGCCGUCAGUGAUAUCUCCCCAAGUGGGUCGUUUCCGCCAUUAAUUUCUUCGUUUUACGGUGAGUCCUUUCUAUCUGCCAAUAGGUUUUUUAGAAACUUCAAAGGAGUGAAGUCCUUAUGUAUCGAACUUCCGUCAUCCAGUCACAGAGCUAUUGGUAAUCGUUUUGUGUUCAAGUGGAAAGUUAAGUUCAGUAACAGAGUCGAAUCGUUUAUAUUCCUGUCACAGGAUUCAGUUUGUGAUAAGGAUGGAUUCUAUCUUAAUGGAAAUGGGGAGGAAGAAGAAGAAGACAACGAGUUAUUCAGUGAUUCAUUUAAGCAAAAACGUCAAGUUUCUUUUGAAUGUCUGAUGGAUGUGCUUGCGUGGCAUUUGAUGUUGUUGUACUUGGUUAAUGAUCUACCAAUGUUGGAAGAAGUUUCCAUUACUGAUUCAGGGAGAAGAGGGAGGCUUUCUCUGAGUGGGAAAAAACUCAAUGAGUUUCAGGGUACGUGAUGAGGGGGGUAUUUAUUACGAUAAUGGAAGUGAAAGAUCUCCAAGGUGAAAAUAAUGGUCUGAUGAACAAUGAAGAUGGUUUUGAAGAUAAAGAAGAAGCUGCAUAUACCGAAGCUGUUAUGGAGAUUUUGAAGAAUCAUAAGGGCAAUUUAUCCAGGUUGCGUUAGCAUGAAUCAGGUGCGUACUAUGAACCUCAAAACACUUGAGCAAUGUUGUUUAUAAGUUGUAUAUCUUAAUCAAUUAUUUCUACCAUAGUUUUAUUCUUGAAAUGACAAAUCAAUUAUUUAGAUUUGAAAUUAAUCAUGAAACAUAAAGCUAUAAAAUAUGUCGCAAAUUUAUCUGAUCGCUUACUUUGUCACAUGUGUAACCGAGAAUGCCCACACAUUUUUUUUUCACCUACAAAAGAUAAAAACUUUGAAUUUAGAUGAAAAAGUGAAGCACUCAUAAAGAAAUGUGAUAUUAACUUUCGAUUCGUAUAUGCUUCAUACCAUGAACCAUUUAGCAGGAAUCAUUUUAGUGUUCAUGUAAAAUGCAUAAUAUAAAACUAGCAUCUCGACUUUUGGAAAUAUGGUAAUUUAAUUGAGAAAUCAUUUCUUGGAAGCUAUUCAUAAAGUUGUUAGAUUUAGAGAGUAACUUUUGUUUAAGAAUAGUUUAGAAGCCUAAAAGUAAGAAACGGAUGUCUAGAUAACAUGCUAAAAAGCAAGGGUUAAUGACAUAUAUAUGUGUAAACAUGUAUGUCCUUUCAUGUACAUGACUGAUCAUUAGCCUCUUAAGGUCAAUAUUACUGAUUAAAUAGUAUAGAAUUUAAGAAGCUAAGGGUGCGUUUCUUGUGGAAAGUUAUCCAAUUUUGCAUGAAAAUUUUCAAAUGAAAUUGAAAAUUUUGAAAGCAUGUUUGGUUGAUUCAACUUUCAAAAAAUUUCCAAUAAUUUUUUUUUUCAAACUAUAAUUAGUAAAGUGAUUUCUAAAAGUUUUCCAAAAGUUUCUAAAUUUCUAAAUAGAAAAUGAAACUCCAUCGGUUUUUUAACUAAACAUGUUUUUAAAAAUUUUCAUUGAAAGUUGAAAAUGAAAACUCAAAGUACAUGGCCAAUUACUUGGACUCAGCCUCUUGCUCUUGCGCUUGCUCUUACACUUACACUUACCGAGGCGACUUAAGGCAACUCGGUCAAAAUCAGUCAAACUCGGACUAACUCGGUCACAAUCACUCAAACUUGGACAAACUCUGUCAAAUAAUCAAAAUUGACUUAAAAAGAGAAAAAAAAUCAAGAAUUUCAAGAUUAAUAUGUAUACUUUAUACUUUAUUUAGCAUGCUAACCCUAGAACUCAAGUAAGGUGUUGGAUUAACGAAUUGUAUGUGCUUUCCUCUCUCUCAUUCGCAUCUUCAAGUUUUCAUGAUUGAAAUGCUUACUUUUUUUGAACUAAUUUAACAUUUAAACAUGUAUAUUUUUAUUUAUAUUUCACAUACUUUGUUAUGAAUUUUAAUAAAAUUUUGAUUUUUUAUAUAUAAUUUCCCCAAAAUUAAUUUCUUUUGUAAAAUAGCAUAUCCGAGUAGUCGAGUACUCCCCGCCUAGGUAGAGUAUUCGGUGCUCCCCCGACUGAACGAGUACUGAAUAGCAAGUUAUGCAACAUUGAUUUUCGAAAAACAUUUUAUAGAAAAUGAAAAUAGUUUUCCACAACCAAACACACCUUAAGGUAUGCAAUAAAAAUGAAAAUGACUAGUCGACAUAAAAGGUUACCCAUAUAUGUCACUAACCCAAAAGUACAGUUGGUUGGCUUAUUUGUGAUUUUACAUGAAUGACAUCUUAUUUGGUAAUAAUUCAUGUUAUGUGUAUAAUGUUUAUAACUCAUGUUUUGUGUUUUAUGACAUGUAUUUGCAGUUUCUAAGCAAUUUCAAGUAACAACUAACAAGGAAAAUAUGAGGUAGAUUGCUAGAUAUUAAUGGAAAGAAAAUAGAACAAACCUUUGAAACAACUAUUGAGAUGAGGUCACUUUUAAAGUGGAUAUAUCCUAGAAAGGUAGCUAACAUGUUUUGGUAUGUAAUAGCAUGAUUAUCUAACAUUUGAAAUUUUCAUCAACUAGAAUUUUUUCAAUUUCUCGCUAUCAAUGAUCAUUUUAAAAGUAUAUGAGCGGAUAUCGUCUAUUUUUUUUUGUCUAAUCUAAAUUUCUAUAUUAAAUCGUAAGCAAUCCUCCUUAAUAAAUGAAUGUUUUUUUUGCCACGUCCUCUUCUCCUUCAUUUGGACACAUGAUAUUUUCUAAAAUUUUUAAAUUAUCUAUUUUCCACUUGUCAUUUUAUUGUAAUUUUUAUUUUAUUAAAUUAAAAUUCCACAUUUAAUAUGUAAGAUAAUAUAUAUGUAAGGUAUUUAUUAAAAAUGAUUUAUAUAUCUAAUGUAUUCAAUGUAUUAAAGUCUCAUUAAUUUUAAUAAUUUAAAUUUUUUCUCAUUUUUCUUAUAAAUUCAAACUUCUUAAAUUGUUAAAAUUUUAUAUUUAAUUUUUUUAAAUAAACUCAUGUAAUACAUGGGUCUCACACCUAGUUACAAUAUAUUUUAAAUUUUUUAUCCAAUAAAAAAGAAUGUGAAAUAAAAUUUCCAAAAACAUAUUAAAUUUUGUAUAAAGUUUUAAAUAAAUAGGAUAUAAUAAUGAAAUUUGAUAUUUUAUAUUUUGAUUAUAUAGAUGUAGUGUUAUAAUAUGUUUAUUUAUUAUAUAUAAAUAAUUAAGUUCAAAUAUUUUCAUCAAAAUGAAUACAUUUUGGUAAAUGUAUAUUUGUAUAUAGCAAACGUUUAUGAACUUUUUCAUAUAUAAGAAUCUUUUCAAUAAGCAAAUAAUCCGUCUAAAUUAAAAAUAGUUAAAUAUCUUAUAAAUUAGGUGUUAAUCUAUAUCAACAAAAAUAACACUUGACUAAAAUUAGAUCAGACAAACGAGUUAUGGUGGGUUAAAACAUUAAAUAGUUUGGGAGAGUUGAUAUGUUUAAUUAUCCUGCCAUGUCAACCGGUUUAUUCUCGUGUCGAUUUGGUGUCGUGCUAGGGUUUAAGCUCAGACCUUGUAAAUGUGCAUGUCGUGUCGGAUUGAAACACUAAAAGUGCGCUUGGUUUUGUGGAAAAAAUUCUAGUUGAUGAAAAUUUCAAAUGAAAAUAAAAAUUUGAAAACGUGUUUGGUUGAUUGAGUUUUCAAAAUAUUUCCAAGAAAUUGAAAAUUUUAUGUUUUUAAAGUUGUAUGUAAAUUAUAAAUGUGAUUUUUGUAAUUUUUCAAAGUUUUCUAAAUUUCUAAAACGGAAAAUUGAAACUCUGCCCAAUUCACCCAAGAAUGAUUUUUAAAAUUUUCAUUGAAAAUUGAAAAUGAAAACUCAAUUUUAUUUUUUGAAAAUAUUUUUUAGAAAAACAAAAAUAAUUUUCCAAAAAAAAAGCACCUUAAACAAGUUCAACACCCAAUCACCACCCACCACGUCAUUAUUUGAAGCUCACGUAAGAGCAUGUUUGAUUCACAUAAUUCCUAAAGAAUUAGAAACUAAAAUCAAGAGGAAAAUGUGUUUUACUUAUCAAAUGAAUGGAAUUAGAUUUCCAUAAUAACAAUUUCAUUCCUUAUUUGAAAUAUUUCCAAUUCUUCCAUCGUCUAACAAGAUUCUAAAUUCAAUUCCUUAUCUUUUGUUUUAAAUUACACAACUGUCAUCUUAUUAUCUAUGUCUAUAUCUAUGCUAGACAUAAAAAAGUCAUCUCUUUGAUUUUCAUAUCUUUUCUACGAUUACAUUCUUAUUGGUUAUAUAUUUCUUCAUUCGCAUUUUCCACAUGAUUACAUCUAUCGAUUGUUGUUGUUGUGCCACCGUAUUUUGUGUGAUUCGUCAUUGUUCUUGUUAUUUGUUGUAUCGUCUCCAUUUACAAGUAAGCCUCUCGAAUCCUCCUAUUUUUCUGCAAGCAACAUUGUUUUACUAUUGAUUUAUACAAUUUUUGUAUGCUCUUUCAUCUUUGCUUGAUAGACAAUAACAUAAUAUAUGUAUAUCAGUGCUAUUGUAUUUCAUCUAUAGUUUUUUUGGAUAAUGUAUCAAGAUUUCUCUAUACAUGUAUAGGACUUGUAAAUUUUUUGGCUUAGAUGUAUUGUUGGGAUGUGAAAUCUAUGUACACCAAGUGUUUCUGCUUUUGCCUCUAUGAUAAUUUUUUAUUUGUCUAUGUGAA